Molecule: messenger RNA, 426 nt
Organism: Aspergillus bombycis
Lineage: Eukaryota; Fungi; Ascomycota; Eurotiomycetes; Eurotiales; Aspergillaceae
Exons: 2
Coding region: 1-426 (141 amino acids)
Source: RefSeq, a predicted model, not a curated record
AUGACCUGGACCCGACAAUUGCCCGUGGUUCUUUGCGGCAGGAAUUCCGAGGUCAGCGCCUGGGUCACAAAGGCCCUGCAACCCGAGUAUCAAGUGAUACGAUCGAUCCUGUGUGAAAAGGCUGGCCAGCGCGAGAUUCCAAGUUUGCUGGCGGAGAGUCCAGGGUUUGGCUCUGUUGGGACCGCCGAGGCCCCCGUAGCCGUGGUAGUGGGUGGCGGCUACAGCCAAGAAGAUUUGGAGUUGCUUCGGGCUGCCUGUCAGGGUCUCAGGCCGGUUACCUGGGUGAAGGUGUUGCCGAAAGGCUCGCUCUCGUCUUUGCCGCCUCCGUCAGAAUACGGGUCGGAGUUGGGGGAGAGAAUUAAGCGAUAUUUGAAUCAGCUCGAAGAGAAGGGCCAGCUAGGUGAAGACUGUGUUCACGGCAUAUGA